Molecule: messenger RNA, 2150 nt
Organism: Chlamydomonas reinhardtii
Lineage: Eukaryota; Viridiplantae; Chlorophyta; Chlorophyceae; Chlamydomonadales; Chlamydomonadaceae
Exons: 6
Coding region: 157-915 (252 amino acids)
Biological process (GO): ubiquitin-dependent protein catabolic process
Cellular component (GO): endoplasmic reticulum
Molecular function (GO): ubiquitin protein ligase activity; ubiquitin-like protein conjugating enzyme binding; metal ion binding
Source: RefSeq, a predicted model, not a curated record
CAAACUUUCUCUGCUUUUGUUGAGGUGUAAUUUUACUUUCCCCAAGCGAAAAGCAGGACGAGCGUGACUUCUACACAGCGCAGUUAACCCGUUUUGCGUGCAAACGUAGCCGCUUUAAAGCUUAUCAAGGGACGUUUAUAGCUUGGAACUCUUAGAAUGGCGGAAGUGGUGAGGACAGAGAUGCCCCCGACGUCACCAAUCCCGGUGCCGCCGCAGGCGCCCGCAGCUCCGGCACAGGAGCGUCCAUCUGAGAAUGCAGCCCCAUCAGCGGCGCCAGUCAGCAGCGGCGCUGUGGCCGCGGUCGUGGCUUCACAUCCGCACGAGGAGGAGGACGCCUCGGCGUUUGAGUGCAACAUUUGCCUCGAGCUCGCGAAGGAGCCAGUGGUGACGCUUUGCGGACAUCUGUUCUGCUGGCCCUGCCUCUACCGGUGGAUGCAGUCGCCGACGUGCAAUAACCGGGCGUGCCCGGUGUGCAAGGCGGGCGUGGAGGUCGAUAAGGUGGUGCCCAUUUACGGGCGCGGUUCCGAGCUGGCCAGCACGGUACAGGAGGCCGUGAAGCCGGUGCCGCCUCGUCCUGCUGGACAUCGCCCUGCGCCCGUGCCGGUCACUGCCGCGCCAGGCCAGGUUCCGCAGCAGGGAGUGCUUCCAUCGUUGUUCGGCUUCCACCUCGGACCGGGCCAGGGCUACAACGAGGCGCUCACGCCCGAGCAGCAGCACCAGUGGCCCAGCUUUCCUCUCGCGGCUACUGCUCAUGCUGGGCUCCUUCGUCAUCAUGUGCCUGCUGCUGUUUUAGGACAACAACACCAAACGAACUGCUUAGAGUUACUUGCGCCACAACACGCAGCACAUUGCGGUAGGACACCUGCAAUGCGCCCGGUGCAGCGGCCUGGCUGGGCCGCUCACAGUUAUUCAUAAGGCAUGGCAGGGUGCGCGUCGUGUAGAUCCACAACGGGCCACACAGCGGCGCUGCUCGAUGCGUAGUACUGACGUAAUGCGCGGGUUUUGGUAAUGAACACACACAAAUGCCGAUGCGAUACUGUUUGUGCUGUUUGUGUCCUCUUUGUAUGGCUGGUCGCGUGUCAACGAGGGAGGAGGGAUGGUGGAAUGAGGGAGAGGGCAAGGGCAAGGGGUAAAGGCGGUAAGGGCGAGGGCAGGGGUCUGGGAGGGGAGGGGGCGUGUCUGGCCCGUGUCGGGUUGUUUUUUGGGGCUUGCGCUUUGCAACGCCCCUCCGGCUCCGUAGAUGCGGUAUGGCCCCUUACCCAUGAUGAUGAGGACGGGUGGCAGAGGCAGAGGUGCGGUCGUUAGCCUGUCGGGAUAACUUCGGGUUGCGGCGAGCACGGCUGCGGGGAGGGGCGACGGCCAGCCUGCACGUGCGUUCGUUGGAUGUGAGAUUGCGAGUGCGUAAGCAUGUGUCGAAUGGAUCGGGAGGUAGCAUUUAGUUUUACUGAUGCCCUCGCGGUGGAAACCGAAAGGAGAUGGCGAUGGUUAACAGCGGGCCCUGGGGGCCUCCGCCCGACCCUGCGCCGGUGUGUGGUGGAGGUGCAACGAUCGCAUCUGUGGUUGACGCGGGGUCGCGGGUGGUGGCUGCGGCGGCGGCACAGUAGGCUUUGACGUUGCAUGCUGUACUGCCGAGAUGUGUGGCAUGCUACUGCUGCCGCCAUAAACACAACGGAAUCCCCGAAACGAACGGGUCGGCAAAAGUGGGGGGCGGAGGUUGGGGAGCUCAUGCAUGGUCCAUGGGUCUCUGGUCGCGGAGGUGGAUUCUCUCUCAAUGUCUUCUUCUCCGAGAGAGUUGCUCGCUGCAACAUUGCAUGUAGCAGAUGCCUGCAAGGAGGGCUGCAUGGAACUGAGAUACGAUUAUGCAUAGACGCCACGGACAUGCGGGAAAGCAGCUUCCAGGCAGGCGCUUUGCCGAUGGCGUGGACGUCUUUGGCCUGUUUUGGGGCUUACUGUGUUACUGUUCAGACAUGGCGGUGCAUGCGCGAGGUGGCUGUACGUCGAAAGAGAUGGGAGAAAUGUCGCGAUGUUGGGAGAAGAGCGUGCAGAGCGGUUGCGGGAGGUCGACAGGCAUAGGGGACUCGCAUGGUGGGAAAGGCGCGCAGCCGUAUGUGCUGCUGUUGCACGUGUGCAGGAUGUAACAUAUAUGUAUG